This is a messenger RNA of Diplodia corticola, 4581 nucleotides long. Its product is annotated as nuclear pore complex subunit nup159. Lineage: Eukaryota; Fungi; Ascomycota; Dothideomycetes; Botryosphaeriales; Botryosphaeriaceae. Gene Ontology annotation, cellular component: nuclear pore. The transcript has 2 exons. Gene Ontology annotation, molecular function: protein binding; structural constituent of nuclear pore. The record is from RefSeq and is a predicted model, not a curated record. Gene Ontology annotation, biological process: protein import into nucleus; RNA export from nucleus. The coding region runs from base 1 to 4581 and encodes 1526 amino acids.
AUGGCCUUUUCCAUGGGUGGCGUGGCCAGCCCAGUAGCUAGACAGGCGGACGACAUUGAGGAUAUUCAGACAGAGGUACUGCGACUGAUUCCAAUUACCAGCUCCAAAAAGCAGAACGGCAAUGCCUUCCACAAUAUCAGCCCUUUGCAUGCUGACCCGCAUCUACAGCACCUCGGGUUCGCCGCCAUCUCCGCGCGGAAUCCGAAGACUAAAAUCACCAACAAGCUCAAGCUGCUGCCAUCGCCGUGGCGCGUCGACGACCUGCCGCGGGCCGAGUCCAACCUCUUCGCCGCAGCCCCAAGAAAAGGUGUUGUUGCCGCCGCCGGUCCGGAUUGUCUGGUCAUCGCCUCCGCCGACAGCAUUCGCGCUGCCUUGACUUCAGAGCGCGAUGAAUCCAACAAGGAUCCCGUUGUUCCCUUCAGUCCGGAGCUUACCGUCUCUAUGCCGCGCCUGUCUCAGAUUACAUUCACGUCGGACGAGCAGUACUUGGUCAUAUCGGCGCAACAGGGCGGAGGGCUGGCAAUACACGAAGUCGCCGCGCUUUUGCAGAAGAAUAACAGUCCAGCUCUGCAGAUAGGUACGGAUGGCAUGGGUGUGCGGGCAUUGAUACCAAAUCCGGCACCUGAGCUGGCAGAAAACAUUGCCGUCGUCACGGAGAAGGGACAAUUGAUGAUUGCGAGUCUGAAGCAGGGAGGUUUUGUCAAGACACAGAAUGGGGCUGUGCUGAAGGAUAACGUGAGCUGCGCGACUUGGAGCAACAAGGGAAAGCAGCUGGUCGCUGGUCUGGCCGACGGCACUGUCGUCCAGAUGAAGCCGGACGGCUCUUUGACAGGACUUAUGCCGCGCCCUCCGACUUUGGAGGGAGAUCAGCACGUUUCCUGCAUCUCAUGGUUAACAAACGACGAUUUCUUCAUUGUCCAUGCGCCUACGAGCAUGGAACAGGGUUCCCCUCCUGAAAUGUCCUACCACAUGGUCUCGCGCACUAAGAAUACCCAAAAUUACACCUUCAGCAAAUUUAUUCUGUCCGCUUGCGACGGCUGGGGCGAGAUCCGCAAUCAGCCGCCUCACUACUUCAUUUCUCGUCUGAGGAAUUGGAAGCCUGACUUAGAUGACCUUGUGCUGGUCUCUUCUACCGGAGGUCUGGAGCUUGGACUGAUCACAAAGAGCUCUCAGCCUCUCUCACGAGAAAACCCGGUCACGAACAGCUACGUUCCGACAGUCACGGCCGAUGAUGCUAGAAAGGCUUCUAUGCCUAGCACUGUCGAUGCAGAUUCAUAUCCUGACAUGGAAGAUUCAUCUCCACUCGGCCUUGCACUUGAUCUCUCUAGCAAGGAAAAGGUGUACAAGCCCAUCAGCGGUAGUGACAUUGAAUGGACGAAGACCCCACUCCCAGCGGUCAUGGUACUGAACCACGAAGGCUACCUGAACGCUUGGUGGAUAGUCUACAACUCAUCAGUUGAGUCAGGAACUACCUAUGAGGGCCUUGCCGCAGCAAAUGGUGCCCAAUCUGCACCCGCACCGCAACAAAGCCAACCAGCUGCUCCUGUUUCGUCGAGUCCGUUUGGAAAGUCCGGUUUUGGUCAACCGGCCUUCGGCAGUUCAGGCUUUGGUGGUGCAUCUCCUUUGGGUCAAAGCAAGUCCCCUUGGGCAUCCACCAGCGUCGGUAGUGCCACCAGUGCGCCUGCAUUCGGACAGUCUGCUUUUGGAUCGGCAUCGAAACCGGCCACUCCAGCGUUCGGCAAGCCGGCAUUUGGAGCACCCUCCCAGCCUGGAACUGGUGCAGGGUUUGGCUCAGCUAGUGGUCUAGGCCAGAAGGCUUCUCCAUGGGGAAGCCCCGCUCCGACACCUUCACAGAUUCCUAAGCCUAGUGGAGGCUUUGCCAGCUCGGGUUCGAGCGAGAGUGGGUUUGCUAAAUUCAACCAGCAGAGCGCAUCGCCAUUUGGUGCAGCAAAGCAAGGGCAGCAGACAACAUUCGCAGCUUUGGCGGCAAACAAGCCUGGGCAGUCGGCAUUUUCUAGUGGUUCUUUCGGUGGUACGCCCAACCAGAGUUUCGGUCUACAAACCGAACCCAGUUUCGCAUCUACGGUCUCGCUAAAUUCGACUGCAGGCGGCUCGACAGUCAAGUCCUCAUCCUUCGGAGCUCCCACCCAGCCGUCGGCGAACCUUUUCGGCCAAAAGAAGGAGGCGGAACAACCCCAGACUCAAGAGUCGGACAUGGGCGAUGCGGAUCAUGCCAAUGGAGAUGAUACUCCAAAGGAGCCUGCGAAGCCGGGUCCCUUCGGGCUGAGCAAUAGUGGCUUCAAGCUCGAUUCUGCGUUCAAAGGAGAUGGAUCUGCGAAAGACGAUUUGCCGAAGCCUGAGACAGGUUCCAGUUUUGGCAGUUUUGGUCUUGGGUCCUCUUUUAGUGCAGCUUUGGGUGACGCUGAGAAGACUCAGGGAAAGCCAGGAAACAACGCUCCUGAAAAGGCUGGGUCGGCCCUGUUUGGUAAUAAGACGGAAAACGCCACUUCCCAAGAUGCCCCCAAGACCGGUGGUGGUCUGUUUGGUUCCACCAAACCCGCUUCUCCGUUCCCGUCCACCGGAUCUAAUCUGUUCGGCAAGCCUGCAGAGAAAGCCAAGUCCCCUGCUCCGGAAACUGCCCCUCUGCCGCCAGACUUCACCAAGAAGCCGGCCACGAAGGAGGACUCCCAGCCUGAAGCGGCCCCUUUGCCGCCCGAUUUCACUAAGAAAACGCCCAAGGAGGACAAUUUCCAGCCAGAAGAUGCUCCUCUUCCUCCAGACUUUACAUCUUCCAAGGAAAAUAAGGAGGAGCCUGAGGAGGAGGAUUUCCCUCCGAUUGCGGGCAGCCCUCCUGUAAAGGUUGAGAAGCCAGAGUCGCCUUCACUCUCGGAGAUUCCCGAGAAGAAGAACGAGCCUGCCCUCCCCCCCUCCGCGCCUACCACGAACAACAACGCCUGGAGCUUCCCUCCUGUAGAACAGACUCGUUCAGACUCCAGGUCCAGACCAAUGGCCCAACCCAAGUCCCGCAGCCCGUCUCGCUCACCCGUUCGUUCCCCAAGCCGGAAUACCUUCGCCAUGUCAACUACGCCCGCUGGUAUUCCCAAACACAUCGGACCCACACCUUCCUUCCCUCAGCCGACGUUCGAUCGGCGUGAGGAAACUCUCCGGUCGCCCAGCCCAGUCCGUGCGGCUUCGGGAUCGAUACUCAGCCCUGGCCCUAGGCGACAGGCGGUGACAAUACCACCUCCGGCUCCCAUCUCGCGCGCAACAUCGCGGUCUCAGGUGCCUCUGUCGCAGGAUCCCGUGUUCCAGGAUUUGGGAGACGACCAAGAGUUCGAGGCGACACGGGCGAUUUUAUCUUCAUCCCCCCGUGCCACCAAGACGUUGGAAGACUUCUACGUUCAUCAAGACUACGCCGGAAGGGCCGGUCCCUCCAGUGUGUCUGGGUCGGUUGAACAGCUCUACAGAGACAUGCAGAGCAUGAUUGACACUGUUGGCCUCAACGCACAUCAUCUGGCAGGUUUCAUCAAGGGCCACAACGAAAUCACUCACGAGGGUCGCUCACGCGAUGACCUUGACGUAAAUGUCGAUGACCCUGAAGAUAACGAUUGGGUUCUUGCGGAGAUUGAGGAUCUUUCCAAGACAGAGAACGGUCUUGAGCGCUCAUUGGACACAGGCCGCGUCGCUGACGUUCAGAACAAGAUCCGCAGCCUGAUUCGCCUCUCCAAGGACGUUGGUCAACUGCGCAGGCGCCUCAACGACGUGCGCAAGUCGAUCGAGCAGCGCCGCGACCCGUCCAAGCUCGCCAUCACGCGCUCAACGCCCCUCUCGGAAGAGCAGAGCGCACAGCAAGCACAGCUCCGCUCAGCCUUUGCGCAAACACAGAAGCUCCUCGCAGGCGCCGAAGAAGGCAUCGUCCUCCUCAAGACGCGCAUCUCGUUCGCCCAGGCCAGCAAGGCGGGCGGCGCCACCAACCCGACGGCCACGCCGACGGCCGAGGCGGUCGAGAACACGAUCAAAAAGAUGACGGCCAUCAUCGAGCAGAAGAGCGGCAACCUCGACGUGCUGGAGAACCAGCUCCGGAAGAUGCGCCUCCUCGGCGGCGACGACGGAGACUCGGAGCACCACCCGGCCGAGGGCGACGGGGAAGACGACGACGACGACGACGACAUCGCCGCCGGCCUCAACGCCAUGUCGCUCCGCGGCUCCGGCCGCUUCAGCCGCGAGGCCAGCCCGGCCGUCUUCGCCACGCCGCCCUCGGGCAUGCGCAGGGGCCACCGCAGCCGCGACGGCACGCCCUUCAGCGCCGACGGCAGCGCGCGCAGGAGGCUCUUCUUCACGCCCGACAAGUACGGCUCGGCCAGCCCGGGCGUGCUGCGGAGCAGCGUCGGGCCCGGCGGCUCGGAGCUCGUCCUCCGGAGCGUCGAGGACGCGGCGUUCGGCGGCGAGCACCUGGUCGGCAGGGACGAGGUCAGGGUGUACGUGCGCAAGGUGGAGAAGAAGGCCGUCGUCAAGGGCAAGUUGAAGGAGGCCAUCACGAAGAGGGGGCCGAGGAUCACGAAGAUGGCUGGCGCGAAAUAG